Messenger RNA from Cynara cardunculus var. scolymus (artichoke), 725 nucleotides. Its product is annotated as spliceosome-associated protein 49-like. The transcript is spliced from 4 exons. The record is from RefSeq and is a predicted model, not a curated record. The coding region runs from base 83 to 502 and encodes 139 amino acids. NCBI's taxonomy places the organism in Eukaryota, Viridiplantae, Streptophyta, Magnoliopsida, Asterales, Asteraceae. Gene Ontology annotation, molecular function: RNA binding.
CUACCUUCUCCGCCACGCCAACAGCCACCUUGCCAUCUCCGUUUCUCUCUUCGCCGGAAAUAGGCUUUUCUCGUCGUCGAUCAUGUCCUCCGACCCUAGCUGCACUGUUUAUAUUGGUAAUUUGGAUGAGCGGGUAAGCGAUAGAGUUUUAUAUGAUAUUCUUAUUCAAGCAGGCCGGGUGGUUGAUUUGCACAUUCCUCGAGAUAAGGAAACUGAUAGAUCAAAAGGUUUUGCGUUUGCAGAAUAUGAAACAGAGGAGAUUGCAGAUUAUGCUGUGAGGCUUUUUACUGGCCUCGUGACCCUUUACAACCGAACAUUGAGAUUUGGAGUCUCUGGACAAGACAAGGCCACUCCAAACUUGCAAGCACCAUCCAUGUUCACAUCUAAUUAUCCUUUUAAAUCAAGGCUCCAUGAAGAUGUUGCUAUGAGCCCUUUGCCACGACAUGCACAAGUGGAUGAAGGUUCGGGAUUAAAGACAGAUGAAGAAAAGAUGUCAGUGUAGAUCUUCUGUAUCUUCAAAAGCUGCGUACACGAUCUUUUGGUCACCAUCCAUGAUGAAUAAAUACAAUAAGGAAGUAUAAAUCUCUUCCACGGUGCCUCUAUUCGGGACUAAAAUUACAGUAUGAUUUGCUGAUAAAAGCAUAAGCUGGUCUCAAGAUCUUCGUUUUUUUCGUUAAACUUUUAACUUACUGGUUUCAUAAGUUAGAGGUUUUUAUAAAGACGGG